CUUAUCAAACGCCGUAAUCUAUUCUCUCUGAGAAAUCCCAGAACCUUCUCUCUCUCUCUCCAAAACCCCUACCAGCGACAGCGAGCCGAUUCGAGGUUUAAGCAACUAGUCCCCACUCUUCCAAACCCACCUAAUAAUGGCUCCCGAUGCUUCUGUUGCCCUAGCAGUGAGGCAAAAGGUUGAACAGUUACUGAAUGCCGCUCGCACCGGAAAUCUCGAUCUCUUCAAGAAAUUGGCAGCGCAGCUGGACGACGGGAAUGGGUUGGCGCAAACCGUGGCCGAUGUGAAGGACGCUAACAAGAGAGGAGCUCUUCAUUUUGCUGCGAGGGAAGGACAGACCGAGGUCUGCAAGUACUUGGUCGAGGAGUUGAAACUCAAUGUGGAUACUAAAGACGAGGACGGUGAGACUCCUCUUCUUCAUGCUGCUCGGCAAGGGCAUAUUACCACGGUCAAAUACCUUAUCGAGUGUGGUGCAAAUGCUAAUAUACCCAGUGAGCUGGGAGCUACAGCUCUGCAUCAUGCCGCUGGAAUAGGAGAUAUUGAGUUGAUGAGGUUCUUACUUUCCAAAGGUGUAGACAUUGAUUCGCAAAGUGAUGCUGGUACUCCUCUGAUUUGGGCUGCUGGUCAUGCUCAACAAGAUGCUGUGAAAGUACUGCUAGAACACCACACUGAUCCUAAUGCUGAAACAGAGGAUGGUAUCACUCCACUGUUGUCAUCUGUAGCAGCAGGUUCACUGGCAUGCUUAGAGUUGUUGAUUCAGGCAGGGGCUAAAGUGAAUAUUACUGCAGGUGGGGCAACCCCUUUGCACAUUGCUGCGGAUAACGGGAGUCCAGAAAUAAUAAACUCCUUAUUAAAAGCUGGAGCUGAUGCCAAUGCAACUGAUGAGGACGGGUUAAAGCCCGUGCAGGUUGCAGCUGCUAGAGGUAAUAGAAAGGCUGUUGAGAUUCUUUUUCCGUUAACUUCAAAAAUUCAAAGUGUUCCAGAGUGGAAUGUUGAUGGAAUACUUGAACAUAUGCAAUCUGAAACUGGAAAAGAACAGGAAGAGACAAAGGAAGAUAAACUGCUGAGAGAUGCUGCCACUUCAAAGCAAGCUAUGCCUGAGCCGACUCCUGAGGCAAAGAAGAAAGCUGCAGAAGCAAAAUUUAGAGGAGAAGAUGCAUUCAAGCAGAAGGACUAUUUGAUGGCCGUUGAUGCUUACACACAGGCAAUUGAUUUUGAUCCUACCGAUGCUAUUUUUCUCUCCAAUAGAAGUCUCUGCUGGAUUCGUUUGGGACAAGCGGAGCAUGCCUUGUCUGAUGCAAAGGCUUGCAGAGCACUAAGACCGGAUUGGCCAAAGGCGUGCUACCGGGAAGGCGUAGCUUUACGUCUAUUACAGAAGUUCGAUGAGGCAGCCAAUGCUUUUUAUGAGGGUGUGACGCUCGACCCCGAGAAUAAGGAGCUUGUAAAUGCUUUCAGGGAUGCUGUAGAAGCUGGGAAGAAGUUUCAUGGUACAGACCAGCAAAAAUCAUAGCUCUUCACAAUGUACAUCAAAGAAAAGAGAAGGUGGACUGACACUUCAGUUCGAAGAAUACGCAGUUUUGUUCUCAGCGUUUUCUACUUUUUUUCAGAACCCCUGUAAAAUUACUACUCGGGCUUGUGAGGAGAUUGUCUACUUGUAGAAAACCAGGUCAAUACUGUUUUACUGUUAUUUUAUUUACUUUCACUAAAUCCGUAUUAUGCUCCUCUCGUUAGAUACUCGACAGCCAAUUCGGCAUUCAUAUCUCGACAUAGUUUUGUUUA
This is a messenger RNA of Rhododendron vialii, 1779 nucleotides long. RefSeq lists its product as uncharacterized. NCBI's taxonomy places the organism in Eukaryota, Viridiplantae, Streptophyta, Magnoliopsida, Ericales, Ericaceae. The transcript is spliced from 13 exons. The coding region runs from base 137 to 1510 and encodes 457 amino acids. The record is from RefSeq and is a predicted model, not a curated record. Gene Ontology annotation, molecular function: protein binding.